This is a messenger RNA of Amphibalanus amphitrite, 487 nucleotides long. RefSeq names its product histone H2A. The transcript has a single exon. Gene Ontology annotation, cellular component: nucleosome. Lineage: Eukaryota; Metazoa; Arthropoda; Thecostraca; Balanomorpha; Balanidae. Gene Ontology annotation, molecular function: protein heterodimerization activity; structural constituent of chromatin; DNA binding. The record is from RefSeq and is a predicted model, not a curated record. The coding region runs from base 60 to 431 and encodes 123 amino acids.
AGGUGUGAACGCAAAUACGGGAUUGCACGUUUGUUGCUACAUCUUGUUCACAUACAGCCAUGUCUGGACGCGGCAAGGGCGGCAAGGUGAAGGGAAAGGCCAAGUCCCGGUCCUCCCGGGCCGGACUUCAGUUCCCUGUCGGUCGUAUCCAUCGUCUCUUGCGUAAGGGAAACUAUGCCGAGCGCGUCGGUGCCGGUGCCCCCGUGUACCUGGCUGCCGUCAUGGAGUACCUGGCCGCUGAGGUGCUCGAGCUGGCCGGCAACGCUGCGCGCGACAACAAGAAGACCAGGAUCAUCCCUCGCCACCUGCAGCUGGCCAUCCGCAACGACGAGGAGCUGAACAAGCUCCUGUCGGGCGUCACCAUCGCCCAGGGCGGUGUGCUGCCAAACAUCCAGGCGGUGCUCCUGCCCAAGAAGACCGAGAAGAAGUAAGCCUGCAUCUGGCUCAGUCGACUCGAACCCUGUAACAGGCCUUUUUAAAGGCCACA